GCUCCAUGAUCAACUGAUGGACACACAGAAGCCCACUUGCUUUCUCUUUCACUGCUCUAUAUCCUGUCUUUUCUGGACAGGACUUCGGUUGUUUUGUGGACUUUCCCUGUGUUUUCCUCUUUGACUCAUCUCUGAGGUUAAAUAGAGUCUUAACCUUCGUCCCCCACACCUCACCCUCUUGGAUCUGUUCUCCUGUUGGGAUUUUUUUCUUCUUCUUCUUUUUUCUCCAGCCUGAUCGCCUGCUCUCCUGUGUGCAUAUCAACUCUCUCCUUUUCCCCUGCUCUCCUUCUCCUUUUCCUCCCAUCUUCCACCGUUCCCUGUCUUCUUGUGUGUGUUUUUUGGGCUAUGCUCUCCUCACCCACUGUGAUUCUCCAGCCUUAUGGACUCCCUGUCUACCCACAGACAACCACAUGCUACCCCAGCAUAGUUCAGGGAGGCCCCAAUCAGGAGGCCGGCCCCGGCAGCGGCGACCCCGCCCUGCCUCAGGUCUACGCCCCUCCUCCCUCCUACCCACCACCAGGUCAAGGUCCGCCAACAUCUGCGGGCAGACUGCCACCUCUUGACUUCACCACUGCACACCCCAGUUCAGAGUACCCCGAACAUCCCCAACUCAGAGUGUAUCAGGGCCCUCAGCUUGACGGGGCGGACACUCUGACGUCCAGCAACACGGAGGAUGUGUUGGCCCCUGUGACCUCUGACCCCCAGUCUUUGAGCGUGUCCGUGUCAUCGGGGGGUGGAGCAGGAAGUGGAAGUGACGAGGAGGGGUCAGGUAAGGCCCAACCGAAACGCCUCCAUGUCUCCAACAUCCCGUUUCGCUUCAGAGACCCAGACCUGCGCCAGAUGUUUGGGCAAUUUGGGAAGAUCCUUGAUGUGGAAAUUAUCUUCAAUGAGAGGGGGUCUAAGGGCUUUGGGUUUGUUACCUUUGAGAGUGCAGCUGAGGCUGACAGAGCAAGAGAAAAGCUAAAUGGGACGAUUGUGGAGGGGAGAAAGAUCGAGGUUAAUAAUGCUACCGCAAGAGUCGUUACCAAGAAGCCUCAGACGCCUCUUGUGAAUGGCGAAAUUUCAACUUCUGGAUGGAAGAUCAACCCCGUCAUGGGGGCGAUGUACGCACCUGAACUCUACACAGUUGCCAGCUUCCCGUAUCCCGUAGCAACUCCCACCUUGGCCUACCGGGGCUCUGCGCUGCGUGGUCGAGGCCGAGCCGUUUACAACACGAUUCGCUCUGCUGCAGCCACACCUGCUGCUGUCCCCACCUACCCCGGGGUGGUAUAUCAGGAUGGACUGUAUGGAGCAGAAGUCUAUAGUGGCUAUCCUGCAGCUUACAGAGUGGCUCAGUCAGCGUCUGCUGCCACAGCAACCUACAGUGACGGAUACGGACGGGUCUACGCCACAGCUGCGGAUCCCUACCACCACUCAGUCGGACCAACAACGACAUAUGGAGUUGGUACAAUGGCCAGUUUGUACAGAGGAGGAUAUAACCGCUUCACCCCGUACUGAGCUGCCCACCAGGAUGCCCGACGGGGGACGUCUCUUACGAACUCUGGGAUUGGCUGAUCCAUGGACGCUGCAGGACAGAUUGUGAGAUCCUUGGAAAUGUAAAAGUGGUUUUCCUUCCUGCCUACAUCACAAGCGCUCCUCGAGACAUUAAACAGACUGAAAUUGUAAAUAGUUUAGGACCCAUUUUCUGUCCAUCCUACCGAUGAAUACCUAGCACCUGGGAGAGGAUGUUGUGUAAUAUAGACAGUUGCUUAAAACUUUUAAAGGAGUAUUGUUUUAUGAAUUUAAAGAUGUUGGCUAACACUACAGGAGCUGGUGAAAUAUACUGUGAGAAUGAUUUUUUUUUUUUUGAGUAAUAUAUGGGAUUUUUGAAGUUUCACGGGUCAAACUGUACAAAGACAGAAGUUUGUACAAUGUUUAAUGACUUAUUUUUGAUUACAGUUAUUUACUAAAUCUCUGUUUGAGUGUGUGUGUGUGUGUGUGUGUGUGUGUGUGAGAGUGUGCGUGUGUGUGUGAGCACAUGAGUAAGAUUACGCAUCAAGACUGUUCAGUGGGGCUGUACCGAAUAGUUCAAAGCUUUGGAGCGUAUCAUUCGACUCCAACAUUUGACGGCUUUUUUUUUUUUUGCGUGUCUGUUCACAGCUGCAGAUGAAGACUAGGCUGCACUGAUAUUAUUAGUGUUAUACUAUUUGUAGAUCUAGUGGUGGCUGUGUAGCAGAGGUGUGGACUCCAUGUACAUGACUUGGACUCAAGUCAGACUUUAGUCACAGAUUUGAUGACUUUAGACUCAACUGGACAAAACCAAAAAAGACUUUCAACUUGACUUGAUAUUAACACUAAUGACUUGUAACUUCCCACUUGGAGUUUUGCCUUUUGAGUUGAAAGUACUUGAUACCUUUCACCAAGCCCAAAGAAGAAAAAAUAUUCAUUUAUUUUCUGUAACUACUUAUCGUGUUGGGGGUUGCGGAGGCUGGAGCCUAUCCCAGCUAACAUUGGGCCAAGAGGCAGGGUACACCCUGGACAGGUCACCAGACUAUCACAGGGCUGACACAUGGAGACAGACAACCAUUCACACUCACAUUCACACCUACAGCCAAUUUAGAGUCACCAGUUAACCUGCAUGUCUUUGGACUGUGGGACUUUAACACUAAUGACUCGUAACUGUACUUGGAUUUUCACCUUUUGACUUGAAAAUACUUGAUACCUUCCACCGAACCCAAAGAUGAAAAAAAUGUGCUAUUUAAAAAGUGCGCCAUGAAUUAACUCACCUCCCUUCAUUUCCUGAUUCAACAUUAACUCGAUUUAUUCAGCAAGUCGACACUUGAUUCACCAAAUCCACUUUGUCUGAACCUGUCCGAGAGCAUACAGUCAAGUUGUAGGAGAGAACCGUGAAGAAGACCUUAUGUCACGGAGCACCAGUUGAAGAAAUGGUACCAAAUAUAAUUUAAUUCUCGUACAAAAAAACUACACAGUGGUCAACAAAAAACAAAUUGCAGUAUGCCAAACGUAUAGGUCAAAAAUUACAGAUGGGAAUGGAACAACUUCCAGCUUCAUUCAUCACCUGAAACUGAAAUACUAACCUAGCUAGCUAGCUAAUGCUUAGCUAACGUUAUUACUCUGUUGGUAAAAUGGCAUCACAUAUGGUGAAAAAAGUGCCUUAUAUGACUUGUUUAGGAAGUUUAGGACUUGGGACUUGACUCAGGACUUGAGUGCAAAGACCUGAGACUUACCUGGGACUUGCAAAACAAUGACUUGGUCCCACCUCUGCUGUGUAGCAUUGUUUCUGACUCGUGUAAUCCAAACAUUUAUAGUAACUCCAGAGCAAUGUAAAGUCCAAAAGUCUAAAAAAUACUGAAAAAUGACAGAUGUAAUAGCCUCCAAAAUUCACAGCAAACUUUUAUCUAACAAAAUAUUCUCCUUCAGCACACAUUUGGUAGCGUAAAGCCUUUCAAAAACAGCAUUUUCACUGUAGUCAACAAACAGUUUUCUCACCUAAAAGGAAGCACGAAUCGGUAUAACAGGGAGGUCAACCAGCAACGUAACAGCAACUAAUUUAUUUAAUCAGAUUAAUCUCUUUACCUAAGCUGAGGAUUUUGUUUGAGGAUUUUUUAAAUUAGUUUUUGGGGCGAUGACAUCAUAAAAUAUGAUGACAGACAUUUUGAAGCUCAUUAAAAACCCUAAUAGAAGCUUUGAGAGUAAAACUAAGACACUUGGUACGGCCCUGUUGUUCAGUUACCUGGUUGACGGAGAGACAGCUGUGACACUGCGAUCAUUAGUACAAACAGCAGAACUAAUGUUUGUCUGGAUGUAGUUGGAAUUUCAUUGUGUUGUUGUUUUGCCUUUCUAACAAUCUACCUCUCAUACAUUUGUAGCUUAUACUACAGCUGUCAGUAUUAAUCCUGUUUCCUCUUCUGUGUUUGAGAUUGUUGGUUCUGCAGAGCUUUUUCUUACCUCCUCACUCCUCACUUCACUUCUGUUAGUUUCUGUUUCUGAGGCUCAGUACCUCACUACUGAUGAGCCUUCUCCUCGCACUCACCCAGGGAAGUUUUAUUUUUCUAAAGCUGCUUUAAACCCCUGUUUUACAUUCACACAGCUAUACACAUGCUCAGCUGGGAGUUGCAGUAAGAAGCAGUCUUUUGCUGCCGGCUUUACAACACCAGCUGAGGAUUAAAGGCAGUAGAAUUUGAAUGUGUCAGGCCGGAGGCUGCUUCUUUCAUCAUUAACCUGCAGAUAAAACGGCUCGCUGUAUAAGAGUUCACAUAUUCUCUUCUAUUCAAACUUUCAUCUGAUGUUUCUUAUUUCGCUCUUUGCUGUCAUCUCUUCCUUGUUUUUUCUGUCUCCUUCCUCACUCAGUACAGCUGAAAGACUUCUUGACCUGUAUUGAUCAUUUCUUCUCUUUGUUUUUGUUGCACUCUUUUCCUGCUGUGUUUGAUGUUUACCUCUAAAUAAAACUGUUUUUCUCUC
Epinephelus lanceolatus (giant grouper) is the source of this 4461-nucleotide messenger RNA. It is a transcript of the gene rbfox1l, whose product is annotated as RNA binding fox-1 homolog 1, like. Gene Ontology annotation, cellular component: nucleus; cytoplasm. The record is from RefSeq and is a predicted model, not a curated record. Gene Ontology annotation, biological process: regulation of alternative mRNA splicing, via spliceosome; nervous system development. NCBI's taxonomy places the organism in Eukaryota, Metazoa, Chordata, Actinopteri, Perciformes, Serranidae. Gene Ontology annotation, molecular function: mRNA binding.